AAAACAAAACAAAACAGAGCGAGCCCCAGCAUUCAAACGGCCAGUUUGUGUCGGAGGCCCGGACGGGGGCGGGGGCCAGCUUUGUUCCCUGCGGUCGGGCUCGGGUGGCGGAGCCAACGAGCGAAAGAGGAAGUCGGGAGGGACAGAGAAGAUCGGCAGAGAAGGGCGCGUCGUCGGCCGUUGGCGAUCCUCCGAGUCCAGUUCACGGGCAUGGACGGCAGGCGGAAAAAGGACGCGGUGCACCUGCGCCGCGAGAUCGGCCCGGUGCCCGCCGUGUCCCUCAUCGUGGGCACGGUGGUGGGCAGCGGCAUCUUCAUCGCCCCCAAGGGGGUGCUGGCGAACAGCGCCAGCGUGGGCCUCUCGCUGGUGGUGUGGGCGCUCUGCGGGGUGCUCUCCUUGCUGGGGGCGCUGUGCUACGCUGAGCUGGGGACCACUUUCACCAAAUCGGGGGGCCACUACACAUACCUGCUGCAGACGCUGGGCCCACUUCCUGCCUUUUUACGCCUGUGGGUGGAGUUCCUCUUCAUCAGACCAGCCGUGGCCUCCUACGUGUCCCUGGCUUUCGGCCGCUACGUGGUGGAGCCGUUCUUCGCCCCCUGCGAGGCCCCCGCGCCGCUCAUCCGACUGGUCAGCCUCCUGGGAGUGACCUUCGUGGUGGCCGUCAACUGCUGGAGCGUCACCAUGGCCUCCCGCACUCAGGUCACCUUGACCUUCAUCAAGACCUUCGCGCUGGUCCUCAUCAUUGUGCCCGGCAUCGUGGCGUUGGCCAAAGGGAAGACUGAGAACUUCCAGAACGGAUUUGAGCUCGAGGCGCUGACGCCGGAUCGGCUGCCGCUGGCGUUUUACAACGGCCUGUACGCGUACGGCGGAUGGUUUUAUCUCAACAUGGUGACGGAGGAAGUGAUCAACCCGAACAGGACCAUCCCGCUGGCCAUCAUGUGCUCCAUGGUGACGGUGACGGUGCUGUACGUGCUGGUCAACGUGUCCUACUACACGGCGAUGACCCCCGGCGAGCUGCUGCUGUCCGACGCCGUGGCCGUGACUUUCGCCGGGCGUGCGCUGCAGGGCGUGUCGGCCGUCAUCCCCCUGCUGGUGGCGCUGUCCUGCCUGGGAGCUCUCAACGGGGGAUUCUUUUCCUCACCCAGGAUGCUGUUUGUGGGGGCCAGGGAGGGCCACUGGCCCCCCAUCUUCUCCAUGAUUCACAUACGCAGACACACGCCGCUGCCUGCCGUCCUGUUCCUGUACCCGCUGGUGGUGCUGAUGCUGCUCACUGAGGAGAUUCAGCACCUCAUCAGCUUGGCCUCCUUCGCUCGCUGGCUCUUCAUCGCCUUGGCGACGCUGGGGAUGCUCGUCCACCGCUACCGCUUCCCGCGGCUCCCUCGACCUUUCAAGGUCCCGCUGGUGGUCGCCGUCACCUUCACUGCGGUGUGCUUCUUCAUCGUGGGCCUCUCGCUGUACUCGGACCCCUGGAACACGGGCCGCAGCUGCGCCUUGACGCUGACCGGCGUCCCGGUGUACUACGCGGCCGUGCGCCGCUCCCGCCUGCCGCCCAGAUGCAGACGCGUGUUCGACUACUGCAGCAAGCAGCUCCAGAUCCUUCUGGAAGUGGCCCAGCAGGAGGUGAAGACCUACUAAGACAAAACCGCUUUUGCCUUUUUGAAAUCCACGUCGACGGCUUCACGUGACAUCUCUGCCUGUAGCUCUCUAGAAUACAUUCAUAAACGUUAACACACGGGCAAACCGUUUUUCACAUUGUCUUUGUGUAUGUAUGUGACACUGUUUGAAUAAACACGAGAGAACAAGUUG
Molecule: messenger RNA, 1806 nt
Organism: Syngnathoides biaculeatus (alligator pipefish)
Lineage: Eukaryota; Metazoa; Chordata; Actinopteri; Syngnathiformes; Syngnathidae
Product: cystine/glutamate transporter
Exons: 12
Coding region: 211-1635 (474 amino acids)
Biological process (GO): amino acid transmembrane transport
Cellular component (GO): membrane
Molecular function (GO): L-amino acid transmembrane transporter activity
Source: RefSeq, a predicted model, not a curated record